Pararge aegeria (speckled wood butterfly) is the source of this 4971-nucleotide messenger RNA. Its product is annotated as E3 ubiquitin-protein ligase RNF34. Gene Ontology annotation, molecular function: ubiquitin protein ligase activity. Gene Ontology annotation, cellular component: cytoplasm; plasma membrane. The record is from RefSeq and is a predicted model, not a curated record. The transcript has 7 exons. Gene Ontology annotation, biological process: negative regulation of extrinsic apoptotic signaling pathway via death domain receptors; protein K48-linked ubiquitination; proteasome-mediated ubiquitin-dependent protein catabolic process. Bases 250 to 1509 code for a protein of 419 amino acids. NCBI's taxonomy places the organism in Eukaryota, Metazoa, Arthropoda, Insecta, Lepidoptera, Nymphalidae.
CUGUGAUGUUUUGGUUUUUUUGUUCUGCAAAUUUAAUUUCAUUUUACCAUCAAUUACUAUAUAAUUAAACACACAAACAACGGAAUUUGGCAAUAAUUAAUUGUGAUAUUAUACCUAAGAUGUGUUCAGUGUACGUAAAACGUGUGGAACUGUGAAGUGGCCGGGCCUCCCCGAGUGGCGACUGGCGAGUACAUCGUUAGCUCCAUUGGAGUAUGCCGUGCGCUCGUGUGCGGCCGCGAGCGCUGUAAGAUGCCGUGCGAGAGCUGCGCCGUGCAGUUCAGCGUGUUCAAGCGGAAGCGCGCGUGCUCGGAAUGCGAGCGGUUCUACUGCAGUGGCUGCCUGCGGCGCGGCGGCGGCACCAUGUGUGCAGCCUGCCGCGUCCUCAGCACCCGACCCUUGGCCAGGCAGUACAUCGCACACCUUAAAGUCCGGGACCUGCAAUACUUUCUCCAACGGCAGAAUGUCUCCACCAGAGGAUGUGUAGAGAAGGAGGAGCUAGUGAACCUGUGCGUGUCACACGUCAACAGUGCGGCGUAUCGGCGCCGUGGCUCGCGUUCCGGCGCCAGUCCCUUCACCACGCUCAAGGGCAUCACCACCAACAUCAACGAGUUCAUCACAUCUGCCUUCGACCUGCGCAAUCCCAACACCUCGCAACCUAACACCACUGACUUCAGAAGUAGUUGCAGAAACGCCUCGCACGUCCAUUCGCCCACCAAUGAACCACCAGAUAUUCCCGACCGACGCUUCACGCCCACUCCAGGCGGCGAGCGCGACGUCCGCGUUCCUGCGCCGGAGCAGGAAGCGGCAUCGGUGGCGGGCGCCAGCUCGUUGGGCGCCAGUGCGUUGGCCGCUAGCCCGGUGGAGGCGGUGCGCGUGGACACCACGGACUGUUACGAGAUCGAGGACCUGGCCGACACCGGCUGGGAGUUCGUGUUCCGGCCCGCGGACCCGCUGCCCAACGUAACGCAGGCGUGCGCAGACUCCGACGUGCUGCUGCGGGCGGCGGAGCGCGGCACGCCGCAGCGCGCCGCGUCGUCGCUGGAGCUGCGCAGCGAGUCGGCGCUGUCGGCCGCCAGCCGGGGCUCCGCCGGCACCACCAGCCUGCACGAGGACAUCAUACCCGCGGAACACAACGACUCCUCCGAAGAGAGCCCCCCCGCGGCGGUGUCGCUGGCGCGGCUGCGGCGGGCGUCGGAGCUGGAGCGGCUGAGCGCCAAGCAGCUGAAGGAGCUGCUGGGGCGCAACCGCGUGCAGUACCGCGGCUGCCUGGAGCGCGCCGACCUGCUGGAGCGCGCCAAGCUGCUGUGGCGCGACCACGCCAAGUACAAAGACCAAGUCGACAACCUGCCCAUAGAAGACAGCUGCAAGAUCUGCAUGGCGGCCCCGCUGGAGUGCGUGCUGCUGGAGUGCGGCCACAUCGCCGCGUGCACGGCGUGCUCCAAGCAGCUGGCCGAGUGCCCCAUCUGCCGCCAGUACGUCGUGCGCGCCGUGCGCUUCUUCCGCUCCUAGCCGGCGCCGCCCGCGCCUCGUGCUCUCGACCCCCUUUCCCUGACUUCUCCCGAAGGAAUGCCUUCCGUUUCUCGGCCUUCUGCCCCUUCCCCUAACUCCUUCCCUCCCUUGACCUGUCGACCGUCGAUGCUUCCUACGCCUAAACUGUUUAUUAUUAGAUAGAUAUACAAAAACAAGAAACAAUAAUAAUGUCAAGAAGUGCCCUUGUCAAAUAUUAAUUGAUGACUAGAAACACGGAAUUACUUAGUUAGAGCUAGUGAUUUGGUUGUUUUCGCAUAGUAUAUAAAUAAUUGCUGGGCUAUAUGCCAGCAGGAAUAAAGUGAGACAUCAUUCUACAGUUUAUAUUUACGAUUCAAUUUAGCAAUUAAUAAACUCCGUAUGAGGGUCUUUAACGAUAAAUCUGGGAUCAGUUUAGUGCCUAACUUUGAUUUCCGAUAUUCGGUGUUAUUACCUACACGGUCGACGUCGAGUCGUGCUAUAAACGACUGACGUUUAUGUCGAUCGUGUGAUGUAAUAACACACAUUUUGUGAUAAUCAAGUCACAGAUUACAUUGUUACUAGAUUAGUUGUAUAUUGGCCGUAGGCUGUGGUAUCGAAUGUGCGGGUGUGUUAGUAUCGACUGGUAAUAUUCUAAUAAAUACUUAUUAUGUGUCACGAUCAAUCAUUAUAAAAAAACAUUUUCAGUUAUAAUCGAAAGCUCAUUCUCAAACGAUUAUUUAUUUAAGUUUUUUAACGAAUCAAAAUAGGAAUUGUUAGUGUAAAUAUUAUUUUUACUCAAUACAUUCGUAGGUUAGUCGUAUAUUUGUUUACAAAAACAUUGGUUUAGAUAAUAAACUUCGAUUACUAAAUUUUUUUUACGUCUAUAUACAAACUGAUUUCAUUGAAUGGAAUAUUGUGCCACAUUUGAAAAUGUUAUAUAUGUACUACCUACUUACCUUUCGUCACAAAAGUUGUUACAGAAAUAGAUUUUAAGCUCUCACUUAAAAUCUAUUACUGUUACAACUUUUGCGUCUCUGUCAUUUACAAUCACACAACACGUCUUUGUCACAGUGUUUGCAAAAUAAUUCUCUGAAAGACUCCAACGAAAAAAAGUUUAUAAAAGAGCUGUACACUGGCUAUAUAUUUUAUAGCUUGUUAUACGCGGUAUAACCACUGUAAAACUCUAAUCGAGAAAUAACUCUUAACGAGCAAACUGCUUAGCACUUUGAGAUAGUACAGUUCCAUUCCAUCCUUGUCAAGAAAACAACCAUUUUCUCCAUCUUGCGUGGCUUUUCAGACCUUAAAAAUACAAUUACUUUUGCCCCUGUUAUGGCAUUACUUUCACAAAAAAAAAUACCUUUUGGAACAUUUAUAAAAGGUGUAUUAAUUGGAAAUCAUGAAUCAAAAUUGGAUAAAUCUUAUUUUGCCACUUCGGAUUAUUUUUUCCUAUAGGAAUGGUCCUAGAUAAACAUGGGUUUUUGUAUAUUAUAUACUCUUUCGGCGCACGGCUGUCCGCAUAUUAGCCGAUGCUGUACGGGACACUAACUAGUGUUCUUUCAUUUUGUUUAGAGUCCAUGCUCACACCUAGAAGGCCAAUAGUACAUGGAUAAAUGGUUGACCAGACGACCAGUUCCAAAGAACGAGUGAUUAGUAUUCAUUUCGUCAUUAUUUGAAAAUAAAAAAAUAUUUUCGUUCUAUGGAACAAGCAAAUAAAAGUCCCCACUUUAUCUGAAGACGAUAGGUUCCACAGAACAUAUGAAAACUUAACCAAAACUUACUUCGUAGAUCAGAAUACUCGAGCGUGCUCACACUGUAAGGACAGUUGAUAUUUUUAGCAAACGACAUGUAGCUCAUGCGAUAGUUGCUGAUGGACGCUCACGUACGUGCACGAACAAAUGCUUCUAGAUAAGUAUAUUAGUUAAUUAGUUAUCUGCUCUACCCUUGUCUUGCUCUUGGAGAACGGGAACCAAUGACGUAUGAGAGAAACGAACUUGCCAGAGUUAAUAAAGUGAAAAGGUACGUGGUAAGACACCUGGUUUCUCGAUUCAUAUUUUUCGUAAAGCUUUAAAAUUUUUUAGUAUUUUUAAUAAUAAGGCAUUCGAUGCUAAGUUUCUUCGCACUUAUAGUUUCACCCCAAGCAAAAACUGAACCCCUUAUGCGAGGAGCGUUGUGGGUCUCAAUUAUGUAUCCUCUAUGUAUACGUCCUAGCUCUAUUCUGUGAGAAUCAUCUUAUCGUCUGACAAUAACUAGAUUGUUAUGAUAAUAAUAAAAAAAUUUCAGUACAAAAAGGAAUGUUGUCGGGACUUUAGAAUCAAGAAGAACCAUCAAAUUUUACACGUAGUGUGGAAAACACUACGGGUCCCCCCCACAGAAAUGUAAAAACUGAAUAAUUAUGAAGAAAGAUAUUUUUUGAUUAAAAAAACAAACAUUUAUUUCUCAUUAUUUUUAUAUUAUGUACCUAAUUUUGUUUUUAUUUACAGUGACGAUUCUUUGUACACUAAUAUUUAUUACGGAAUACUUUAUUUUCAUGAGUUGCGAUCGAGAGAUAAAAAUUGUAAAUACCUGGAAUUAAUAGAAUGACAAGAAGCAGUAAUUCGCAAAUGUAUGUAAACGGCGUAUGUAAGUGUUAGGUUAGCUAAGUGUUUAAUGUGGUAUUGAUAUUGGAAAAUUUCGAUUAGGAACAAAUGCUUAUUUUAUACGGAGACAGGCAUAUGUCGUUGUACUCUAUGAACUUGACAUUAAGCUUAACUUGCUAUAUCCUCGACAAUAAGAGAAAACUGAACGAUGGCAUUUAUGUAUUUAAUAGCCAGACCACAAUUAAGUUGCAAAAGCUAAGAUUUCAAGACAUACAGCUGAAUGCUUGAAUAAAUAAUAAUUGUUACCUUUAGGUACAAUGAAAAAUCAAGCAUGCUUUAAAGCAACAACUCUUGCCGAAAGUUUUUUUUUGUAGCCCGCUCUUGUAGUGUACAAAUUAUUUAUUGUGCAUGCCCUGCCCGUGUGAAAUGAGCAUUGCUUCUGGGUUCCGUAGAUACACGUUCGACGAACAAGCUUUAUAGCAUACAACGUAGCUAUUUGCGACUUUGCCUAAAGGUACAAAAGAGAACAUCGAGCGUGUACGCACGUGGAGACCCAGCAUUAUAAUAAUAUGGGCUGUGUGAAGUUUAGAAUAAAAAAAAAACAAUACACUUUCUAUAAGACUUUGAAAAAUGAAUUUAAAUACCGCUUCUAUAAAUUCAGCGUUGGUGUAAAACUGGAUCUCAAUUUGUUAUAUCAAACAUUUACACCUAAAAGCGUUGUGUCGAUUUGUCUAUUUUUGUAUUAAUAAAUUUAAAACUGAAUAUUAAUUCAUUCCAUCGAAUCGAGCAAUUACUCGACACCCAUCAAAAAUUAUUAUAAUUGCUAUUUGAUGUGCUCGGAAAAAGUACGAAAUGAAAUGUUUACGAGGGAGCAGUUAGUGUAAAUAAACCAGUUUCCACAUGAAAA